Molecule: messenger RNA, 8032 nt
Organism: Xiphophorus hellerii (green swordtail)
Lineage: Eukaryota; Metazoa; Chordata; Actinopteri; Cyprinodontiformes; Poeciliidae
Exons: 11
Coding region: 113-3085 (990 amino acids)
Source: RefSeq, a predicted model, not a curated record
AGUGGAAGCAUCAUAGCCAACGGAGCGCUUCCUUGUUGCUAGCAGAAGUAAAUAAAAAAAGGGGGAAGUUGCAGAUAAAAAUAAUCGUGGAUUUCACCAGUUAUCUGGAAAAAUGCCCCGUGGAAGCGAAAUCCCCGAAGGCAUCAGGUCGACAGCGGUCGAUCUGCACAAAGCUGGGAAAGGCUAUAAGUUCAUUUCAAAGACUUUAGAGAUUCCUCCUUCCACGGUGAGGAGCAUUAUCGUCAAGUGGAAACGGUUUAACACCGUAGCCACGCUGCCGCGGAGUGGGAGACCCUCGAAGGGGAAUCCUAGAAGGAAACGGAAAGAAAAGCUGGAUGAGGCUGAUCCUGCUGGUCCUGCUAGUGAAAAAGGUGGCGACCUUGAUAAGCCGGAUCUCCUCAGCAAGGUGCUGCUUGCAGCUGGAAACACCGACUCCAACUCCACUGAAUCCAAACCUUCAAAGGAAGAGCUGGUGUCAUCCAGACCAACUCUCCACAGCAGAGAUAAAGAAAUGAGAGACUUGAACAGCAGCUGUGAAGAGGGCGACAACACGGGACGGUCCGACUCAGACGAAGAAGAGCCCAUGUCCAGUUUCCUGUUUGCCAGAUCAACAGGGGAAGCAGAGGACCAUGAGAGGGUUGAUCAUCCUGGACAAGCUUGUGACACAGAAGAUCCAGAUGAGUCCCAGAAGGAUGAGAGCACUGCUGAAGAAGGCGGCGACGCAGAACCGUCGGAUACAGACGAAGAGGAUCCGCUGGCCAGUUAUCUUUUUGGAAGAGCGAGAGAAGGGACAGAAGAACAUCCACAACAUGAAAAGCGUAAAAAUUCAGCUUCAUGUGACGACACACCAGAAGACGAUCCCAUGGAACAGAUUUUUGACCCAAACUUUGACGAUGAGAAGAAGAUUUAUGCCGGUUCUUCGGUCAGUGUGAGAGCGCUCCUCCUCCUCCUCCUGGCCUUCAUCCUGAAGCACGACUUGUCAAAAGCAGCCACCAAAGACCUCCUGGCCCUCCUCAACCUCAUGGUGCCUGGAUGCAUUCCCAGCUCUCUGCAGUUCAUAAAGAAACAUUUGACUGACAUUGACAAGAAGACAGAGAUCCACUUGUACUGUCCCAGGUGUGAAAACUACCUCGGUGUAGAGCCUGGGACCGAGUGCGGAGUGUGUCAGCAGCGCUUGAGCAAAAGAAGUCUGCUUGAAAAGGCAAACUACUUCCUGGUGUUGCCUCUAGAAAACCAACUGAGGAAGGUCCUCAAACGCCUUCACUCAAAGCUGGGCAAGCAUUUUACAAAGGACGAUUACGUUUCUGACGUCAACACCGGUGGUGAAUAUAAGCACGAAGAGCAGGAGGGCAGUAUUACACUUACCUUCACAUGUGACAGCUCUCCUCUUCUCAACUCAUCCAAGUUUUCAGUCUGGCCCAUCCUGUGCACGAUCAACGAACUUCCGUAUGUGGAGCGGUGUAAAAAUGUUCUGCUGCACACGUUGUGGUUUGGCAAAGGAAAGCCCCUGCUUCAGUGUUUCUUUACGCCGUUCAUUAACGAGCUUCAUAAACUCUCUCACGAGGGCUUCACUUGGGAAGACGAGAGCGGAUUAGAGCUUAACACCAGAGUGAUGGCGAAAAUCUGCGUCUGCGAUUCAGUGGUGAGGUCAGCGGUGCAGAACUUUCAGCCGUUCAGUUCGGAGUUUGGCUGCGGGUUCUGCUACCACAAAGGAGAGCUGGUUCAGAAGGGUCGGGGUUACACCAGAGUCUAUCCGGUUCAGGUUGACGGAUGUGACCUGCGGCACAUGGCUGAGACGGAGCAACUGGCCAUCGUAGUGAUUGAGAAUGGGUAUCCACAAGGUCAAAUGGGUGUCAAAGGUCACAGUCCGCUGCUUCUGCUGCCUUCGUUUGAUGUCGUCAAAGGUUUUAUCCCAGAUUACAUGCACUGUGUUUGUCUUGGGGUUGUUCCUGAGUUUGUCAAUCUUUGGUUGGAUCCUCUUUAUGGCAGAAAGCGCUUCCACCUUUCACCUCAGAGUUUGAAGAACCUGGACAAAGCUUUGUCUGCCGUCCAACCUCCAGAUGAGAUCAGACAAAGACCUCGGCGUCUCAGUGAGAGGAUGCAUUGGGAGGCAUCCGAGUGGCGAGCGUUUGCUCUUCUCUACUCUCCUGUAAUACUGAGGAAGGUUUUACCAAACCUGUACUACAAACACUGGAUGCUUCUCAUUUCAUCACUUCACAUCCUCCUCUCCCCGUUUGCCUCCCAGGAGGAGAUCAGCUGUGCAGAGCUGUGCCUGGUUCAGUUUGUCUCCCAGGUACCGUCUCUGUACGGACUUGAGCAUUGCUCAUUUAACUGCCACUUGCUGAUGCAUCUCACUGACUGUGCCCGUAACUGGGGAUUACUGUGGGCCAACUCCACCUUCGUCUUUCAGGGUGUCCACAGCCGACUCCUGCAGAUGUACUCCAGGGCUCAGUCUGCGCCAUCCAACAUCUUCAAGCAGAUAGUUUCCUAUGAUGAGAUUAUCUUGAAAGGAAGCAAUGUGCUGAAAGAUACUGGUACAGAAAUCACAGACCUGUUUUCCUCCAUGACAAGCUGUGGUAUCCUUACCAAAUCAUCCAACUGCAUCAGUGAAGAUGUGUUUACUUUGGGAUGCGGAUCUCAGAGAUCUCUAACUGUGAGAGAACUUGCUGCAUUGCAGAGCAAAGAUACACGGCCCGUUACUGAAUACGCACAUUUUGUCUACAGAGACAUGCUGGUCACCACUUUGGACUACAGCGUCUCUUGCAAAAGGAACAACUCAGUCAUAGAAACGACCAGCGGCUUUGUUCUUGUAGAGUCCGUGGUGGUCGUCGAGGGGCAUUGCAGCUGUGAGAGAUCGUCCGACUGCUCCUGCAGAGAACUGGUUGCUUUCUGCAGAAAACUGCUUCCCUCAAACUCCCAACCAACAAUCCAGAAUGAGCAGAUCAACAGAAACAUUGCAGAGUUCCUCGUAAGAGUGAGGAGUUCAGAUGAACUGUGCGCAGUGACAUGUCAGGACAUUGUUUCGAAAUGUUUUGUGAUGGAGCAGAUGGGUCGACUAUUUGUCAUGAGAAUGCCAGUGUUAUAAGUGUUCCUUUUCCUUGUCAUGUAGUUUGUUGUGUUUCCACAUUCACACAGGAGUUGUGUGAUAAGCUUAUUUUCUGUGAGAUGAUUAAGUAUUUAGUAUAUUCAACCAUCCUGCAUUUUUAGCAGUGUUGGCUUGUUCACAUGGUGAAUUCAAGAUGCUCUACCAGAAUCAUGUACAUUUCAGUACAUGGCUUUGACCUUUCUAAGAAGUUUUAUCUGCCUCUGUUCCAUUGUCCAUUCAGCAGAAGGCACCAAUUCCCGGUAUGCUGUCCUGGUCUCCAGACUACGUCUACUGACUUUUCAUGGAAAACUUCUUAGAAAUUGCAUUAUAAUGAAUUUUAUGGAUCCUGUGCCUUCAGCAUACUCAUAACACAGAUCUAGUAAGUGUAAUCAGUUCUGUCACUGAAACGUUUCCAUUCAAUCACUGUAGUUGUGAAGAAAAAGAUAUCAAAAGAAUCAGGACCAAAGAUCAAAUUUGAACAUUAAAUCAGUUUCCACUAAAGGUAUAUAACCAAGGUUUCUUACUGAGAGACUGUGUGGAAAACCUAACUGGAACCUUACGCUGCUCACCCUGAUGAAGUAACAAUAUGCAACACCUAUCUGAAAAGGGCAAGGAACUUAAGUCAUCCAGUACCUUUAUAGACAGUUUGCUGAAGUCUAUAGUGUCUCAUCCGGUGAUUGUUGCCACCCAGUUGCGAUGAAAGGGUAGCCAUCGCAAGAGUGAGAUCAGCAAAAACCUUUGUGCGACUCAUUGGUUCAAACAACCCUGCAGACUUUGUUGACUUAGUGGUAUCCUUGGAUGAGGUCUUUGAUGAGCUGAAAACAGUGAGUGUUUUCAAGGAGUGACAAAAGAUGUUCAGCACAAGCUGCUAAGAGCAAAUGCUACCAGAUGUCAAAAAGUUGGUUUGUAGCUAUCCAAGCACAUCUUGUAUGUGCUGAGAAAUAUUGACGCUCACCUCGAAGUCAAAGAGUUUGAUCUCCAGUUUGGUGUCAAGUGUAAAGUGGUCAGAAAGACAGUAAGCUGAACUAAGUUGGAGGGCAUACAGUAGUUCUCAACUGGAAGAAGAUCGAGCACUCCUACCGCAUUGGAGCGGAGUGUACCUCAAGGAUAGAAGUUUAACCAGGUUAAUGUCUUGUUCACAAGUAAUGAUUGGAUGGAGCAAGAGAUAGACAUACACACACUGGUACUACUCGAGUCUGUCGCAGAGAUCCAGAAUAUGUAUCAUGAUUGAAUUUGGAGAAGAGCCCUGCUUCUGUUUUGAUUGGAGUGCAUCUGAAUUGCCUCCAUUUGGGGGUUGUCCGGACAUGUCCUAUUGGGAGAAAGCUGCAGGGCAGAACCAGAAUUUGGUUGAGGGUCUGUAUGUCCCUUUUGACCUGUGAACCCCUUGGGAUACUGCAGAAUGGGUUUGAGAGCAGUGCCGGAACCUCAGUGACCCAAUCUCAGAUAAAUAGAAGACAGAUUAUGAAUUGAACGACUGAACACCCAAUGGUGUGGAGUGAGAGUGGCAAGUUGCAUGCACUGCUAUGAACAACUUCUAAGCUGAUUAUGCUGCAAACUACUUCUAACAUACCAACAGUGAGAGAUUUCUUACCUGAGGAGUGGCCAUUGUUUUCACCAGAUCUCUCAAACGUACCAGCAUUUCUAAUGAAAUCCUUGCAGAAAGGGAAUUUGCUCAUUGGAUGGACUUAAAGAAAACUAAAAUGACACAUCUGGCUUUGUGAGGAUGAUGCCUUCCAGUUUUUUCUCCAGUUGUUUCAUAAAAUCCCAGCUCCCAACAAUAUGCUAGCUGGGAGGUAUAGAAAGACACUGAUGUAGUCUUGAUUAUACACACCCUCCAGAGCUUCUCAAGCCAUCUGGCGUCAUUAAGGUACUCAUCACAACAGCAGCAGGAAGAAAAAACAGGCAGGAGAUCUAUACCACAAUUCUGGUUAAUGCCAAAGAAGCUUCUUUUUGUUUGACCAUUAACAGUCUUGUUUGGACAGAAGUGCUUAGGACAUGAAUUCAAGAAGUGCUGCUUUGGAUCCAGUUCUACAGAGAAACAAUCUCUUGGAUUUUCAACAUCCUUACUAACUUCUCAUGACGGCAGCUGAAGCUGAGAGAUUGCUCAAGAAUAAAGAUGGUCCUUUGUAUUGCACGAGGCCAGGAGUGUCUCAUCCAUACACAUGAAUACGUAGGCGCCUCAUUAAGCUCUGAGUCCUACGUUACGCCACCGCCAUCUUGUAUGUGGCAGGAGAGCGAUCGGAGCUCCCUAAGUCCUGUCCUAUCUGGACUUGUUUCAACCGUUUUACAAUACAAACUGGAUUCAUUGGCAUUACCUUUCACAGGUAAGGAUGAAAGAGCGGAAUUACUUGACUUUGCAGCCAGAAACUUGCUUCUGAACAACCAAAUUGGGCCAAUGUAGCUAAAUUGGCCCAAAAUAACCACAGAUUGUUAGUGUAGCUAACGUUUUCAUGCUGUUUUCUAAUGAGAGAGAGCUGAUGAGAAACUGCUGUUACAGAGGAAGUGUAUUAAAAACCAGGGGAUUUUGUGAGGAGAGGUUAGUCAGGAUCAGAGCUGGAGCUGCUGUUCUUCAGUCUCUGUUUCACAGCUCAGCUUCACAAUGCCUGUAUUUAGCUAUGAUAUAAAGAUGCCAUGAGUCAGAGCCCCAACAUGCUGAAAAUGGCUUUUUCUGAAUGUGAAGGAAAAUAUAUAUAUAUGUAUUUUCUAUUACACUUUUGGAUAAUUCCUCUUUUAUCCUGGGCUUUAGCCUGUGUACCAGGACAUCUCAGAAGUCAUUGGAGUUCUCCCAGUGUGGCCAGCAGACUGAAGCCCUGCCUGUGGCCAGUGUUCCCAGUAUAAUAAAUAAAUGUGUUUUGUUCUUUCACUUUUUGUGUAUUUUUAAAUAUCUCAAUCUGAAAUAUUAGUGUAUUAAUACAGCUUAUGUAAUGAAAUAAAAAUAAUUUACUCUAUUCGAAUUAUUUUCACUCUGCUGUCAAUAGCAGAGUUGACUUUGUUUGAAAAAUGGUCUAUUACCAGGAUUUAAAAGACAGAACAAAAAACACAGCUUUAUUAAGAACAAACACCUUUGCAGGGGAGAGAAUGUUGUAAAGCCAGACGCUGUCAAACAAAUUCUGAAAGGCAGCACACAGAGUGUCAAUUUUUAUACACAUCUUAGACGCCCAGGUGGCGCAAAAACAAUUCCAGGAAGUCAACCAAAAAUAAUGUUUCUUGGAACAAGGUCAUCAGGUGCAAGGUUAAGGUCAAACGGAAAAUUAGAACAUCAUGACAUUGUUCAAACCGCAACUCCACCUAUAUACAGAGUAGAUAACAGACGCGUGGUUUCCAAUAAUCGCUUUGCUCGCUUCACACCCCGAGAGUUCAACAGUUUAAUCAGAGCAGGUGCGAAUACUAUUUCAUCUUUAUCAGCAGGUAGGUGUCUAUACAGACAUGAGGCUGUUGAAGGGAAACGAGCUGCCCUCGCAGAAUGACUUGUGGUUUGACACUUCUCCUCAACGGAGCAAAAGGUGCAGCUCGGAGCAGCAGCUCAACUUCAAGAAACACACAUGAUAAAUGAAAGAACAAAAUUAAAGAAAAUAACAGUAUGAAUAAUUAUUUCAUUUGACAACUUCAUACUGUAAUAAAUAUUUCUUUUCCAGAAAAAAGUAAGAAAAAUAUGUAGUUUAAUGUUUGACAAUGACUUUGAUAAAUCAAGUCAUUUAUCAAUAAUAUGUAUAAAAAAUAAAUACAAGAAAAUAUUUCUUUUUUCUUGUCUUGAAAUGUUAAAUGUACAAUAAAUUAUGGAAUCAUGUAAAUAUGUUCUUUUAUAAAACACUGUAAAAGUGUCUGUUCAUCAAUGUCAAUAUAAAAAUGAAUCAUUUCUAUCAAAUAAAAACAUUGUGCUCUUUAUUCAGAAAUCCCCCAAAACAAUUAAAUAAUCACAUCAAAAGUUAGAAACCCCGUCUUUAGUCAUUUAUUUGAUUACCAAAUAUAUUAGUGUGUGAGAAAAUGUGUCAAUGACAAGUAUUAACUUAAAAUACUUUGUAGAACGGCACUUUCUGAAGUUCAGUCCAUUUACCUUACUGGCACAUAGGCCACAUUCAAUAUGGCGGACGCUGUGACGUAUCGCAGCAACUGGCCGACCCGCUCCAUGAGGCGUCUACGUAUUCAUGUCUAUGGUCUCAUCAAUAGGUCGAUUAUUGAUCACCUUGCUGCUUUCAAAGAGAGACAGGCACGCGUCGCUCAGUCUCACACAAGUGUUAAUUGAUUACUGUACCAUAUGUAUGUACCUAUGUAAGUAUGGUGCAUGUUUCAGUUUUCCUUUUCUUAAGGAACUUGUAAAAAGAUUGUAAAAUAUAUCAUGAUACCAUAUUCCAGUGUUUUAAUGUUUACAUACUUCAAUCUUUGUUUCCAUUGUACUUUAUCAAUCAGAUGCUGCUUUUAAUGCCACAUGUUACGUUGUUCAUGUACAUUUGUGAUCUUUUUUUUAAUUUUAUGAACAUUUGAUGACUGCCCUUUUUAUAACUAAUGUUCCUGUUAAAAUGAAAUCUGUGUUAAUUUUGUUGUGGUUGUUUUGACCUGGGAUCAUCUUGUUCUUCUGUUUGUGGUUUAAUAUGUAAAAAAACAACAACAAAAAAACAGUAACUGACAGUGUUAAGCUAUUUCAGAUUCCCCAGGUUUGAUCUUGCUACAGUAAAAUGCUGUGUGCUUGUGGUUCUUAAAUAUCAAAAUUAUGUUGCAGUUUUACUGUAUUGUGAAACAUUUGUGUACUUUAUGUUAACUUCAAUUUAACUUUAAUGAUGUUUACAAUGUUUUCAGUGAAGAACUGUAAAUAUAUUGUUUUGAAUCCAAUUUUGCCAUAUUCUUUAAUAAAGGUCACAGGGUAUAUUGAAGUCAUCUGGUAAAACAGCUUCACUUAAGUUUACAUUUCAAAAUGGUUCAGGUGUUUUCAAUAAACAAUUUACAGAAUAA